UGGCUGGAGUUCAGCUUUUUAUUCACGAGAGAAGACUCUGGCAAUGAAGCAUGAUACCUUGUUCCUCUCCGACUGUCUCGAGGCACAUACAUCAAGGAGGUGCUCUUUCGCCUGGGAAAACAAAUUCCACUCUGGAGGAGAUCUGCCUUAAAUCUUGAGAUAUGUCUAGGCAAAUGUCCAAGCUCCUGCCAAUUGUGCUACUGGAAACCCAGCUUCAUAGAUUGCAGCUUUAUUCACAGUCAAAGUUCUUCAGCCACAUUACACUGCGGAGUAUGGGAGUGAUGUGAUUAUGGGGUGUCGCUUUCCAGUCCAUCCCCCAUUAAAUUUGAUGGGACUAAGUGUCUCGUGGCAAAGAAAGCUGUCCCUGGGGGACAAAGAAGUCUACAAGCUCAACAAUGGCCAAGAAGACCUCACCCAUCAGGAUUCCGAUUAUCACGGGAGAGCGUCAUUGUCGCGUGAGGAGUUAGACAAAGGACUUUCUUUGUUGUCUAUCACCAACGUAAAGCCCACAGAUGGAGGAGUUUACAUCUGUGUUGUUAAAUACGAGGGAGCAGACUACAAGUACAUUACUUUGGAAGUUGAAGCACCCUACAAAAGAAUCAAUCUACAGGAAAGAAGAGAGGAAGAAGACAUGAUCUUAACUUGCCAAUCAGAAGGGUACCCUCUGGCUGAGGUUUCUUGGCACUAUGAGAGGAAUCUGAACGCCAGCAUACACGCAAACACUACAUAUGAACUGACAAGGGAUGGACUUUUCAACAUAACCAGCAUCCUGAGAGUCAGACCAAGCUCUCCUGGAAACUACAGCUGUGCAUUCUGGAACCAGGAACUGAAUCAGGAGACAUCAGCCCACAAAUUAGUGGUUUUUCCAGAUAAAAUAUCUCCAGCACAUAACGUGGGGAAAUCUCCCAUCUCAUUCAUCCUACCAAUUUGUCUGCUGGCAUUAUUUUACUAAUAGCAAUUGCCAUUAAAGUCCAAAGGAGUAAGUCAAGCACAAAUCUGGUACCCGAAAAGG
This is a messenger RNA of Lacerta agilis (Sand lizard), 1012 nucleotides long. Its product is annotated as programmed cell death 1 ligand 1-like. Gene Ontology annotation, cellular component: external side of plasma membrane. The coding region runs from base 290 to 952 and encodes 220 amino acids. The transcript is spliced from 5 exons. Lineage: Eukaryota; Metazoa; Chordata; Lepidosauria; Squamata; Lacertidae. The record is from RefSeq and is a predicted model, not a curated record. Gene Ontology annotation, biological process: T cell costimulation; negative regulation of T cell proliferation; positive regulation of T cell proliferation.